Molecule: messenger RNA, 1089 nt
Organism: Salarias fasciatus (jewelled blenny)
Lineage: Eukaryota; Metazoa; Chordata; Actinopteri; Blenniiformes; Blenniidae
Product: ADP-ribosyl cyclase/cyclic ADP-ribose hydrolase 1
Exons: 10
Coding region: 120-1052 (310 amino acids)
Biological process (GO): positive regulation of B cell proliferation
Cellular component (GO): plasma membrane
Molecular function (GO): phosphorus-oxygen lyase activity; NAD+ nucleosidase activity, cyclic ADP-ribose generating
Source: RefSeq, a predicted model, not a curated record
CAGGACAUCGUGAUUGAUCGCAGGCGCUGUUCACUUUCACCUGCAGUUGCUGAUCUUUGCUGGUGUUGGUGUAUAACCUUCAAGUGCAAGAAAAGUGAUUGUUGUCCCGAGAGUGAAGCAUGUUCAAGCUUGCAUCUCCCUUGAGCAGCCAUGAGGCAGGCCAGGGGUUCAGCACCAUCGCUUCCCGUAAACCAUCUGUGUCCUUUGUAGCGAUCAGUGUGACAGCAUGGUUUAUCAUGCUGCAGCUCUGCCCGUGUCAAACGAGAGGACAGCACGGAACCACCCCUCACAUUAAGCACAUUGUGAUGGGAAGGUGUUACUCUUACAGUGCACUGGUUAACCCCGGUCUGAGCUACGACUGUGAAGAGAUCUGGAGGCGGUUUGAGGAGGCGGUCGUCCAUCCCACCACCUGCAACGUGUCAGUUCAAGAUUAUCACCCCAUGUUCAAUCUGAUGCCACAAAUCUGGCCCUGCGAUAAAUUCCUGUUCUGGAGUAAAACCAGGCCGCUCAUGCACAGCUACGCAGCUGUUCUUCGACACUUCUGGACCCUGGAGGACACACUGCCCGGAUACAUGUUCAAUGAUCUCAUCUGGUGCGGCCGAGACACGGAAUCUGGUUUUGAUCACAGCUCGUGUCCGGAGUGGUCCGCAUGUAAAAAUCAUCCUGUUCACUCUCUUUGGAGGAAAGCCUCGCAAAACUUUGCAGAGAUGGCAUGUGGGAACAUCACUGUCUUACUAAAUGGAUCUGUUGUCAACGCUUUCAACAGGAAAAGCAUGUUUGGAAGUGUUGAACUGGACAGUCUCAAUCCAGAAAGGGUGGCUCACGUCAACAUUAAGGUGGUGACCAACCUAGAAGGACCUCAUGUAGAAUCAUGCAAUAAAGGAUCGAUUGUAAGCCUGAUCCAAAUCCUGCAGCUCAGAGGUUUCCGCUGGACCUGCUCGGACACGGACCAGACACUGAUGAGUCUUCAGUGCAUCCAGCGCCCAGAGCGCUCAUCAUCCCAGAAAUGUGCAAACAGCCUCGUCCACAACAAGAGCCUCACGUCCAACUGAGUCCCAAACGAGGAUCGCAAUGUCUCGCACCUGCAUU